Molecule: messenger RNA, 1148 nt
Organism: Bolinopsis microptera
Lineage: Eukaryota; Metazoa; Ctenophora; Tentaculata; Lobata; Bolinopsidae
Exons: 4
Coding region: 114-962 (282 amino acids)
Source: RefSeq, a predicted model, not a curated record
AUAAAAUUCAAGGACCGUUAAGUAAGGAACAAGUAACUCAAUGGCAAGAAAGGGGAUAUGUAGUCGUCUCUGGUCUUCUGGAGCCAGCUCUUGUAGAAUCAUGUAAACAGAUAAUGCUGGACACAUUCAAGGACAGUGUCAGCAGAGAUUUUGGAUCGGAUGGGAAAUGUGAAUUUCCAACUAGUAAUGACCUGGAUGAUGUCACCACUCACGAAAAGUUGAUUGAUGCUGUAUCACAGUUGCUGGGAACUCCUGAUAUUCUCCUUGCACAAAGUGAUGGGUGGUGUAAAGCGGGACACAGUGAUUUUGGCGCACAGCAGAACAAUGAUCAGAGGUUCCACAUGGACUAUGGCAAUAACACUUUCCUACAUCCAACACCUUGGAACCAGCCUGAAAAUGUGGCGGCUAUUGCUUACCUUGCAGAUACUGAGAUAACUGGCGGAGGAACUGCAGUAUGUUUUAGAGAAGGUGAAGAUGAUGAACUGUACAAACCCCCCUACAUUAACAUGCCAGGAAUCGGUGGACACUGGGAGUUUUACAAUGAUCGGAGUCAUACAGAAAGAUACUUUGAAGAAAAACACCCACAAAUUGCACAAUUCAGGAAAAAGAUUUAUGACAGGGAGGUAAUACCAAUUUAUAAGCCUGGAGAUGUUUUGCUAUACAGAUACGACGUCUGGCACCGAGGAACACCUGUUAAUGUAGGACACAAACGCAGUGUUAUCAAUAUAGCAUGGAAGAAGAGAGACAGUUUUUGGCACUUAACCUGGAACCCUGCUUGGUCAAAAUGGAAUUAUUAUGGUAAGGUAGAAAGUGUGCUCAUGAAGUUGUCACCAAAACAGAGAGCACUGCUUGGCAUUCCAAAACCUGGUCAUGAGUACUGGAACGAAGAUAACAUCAAAUGGUUUGGUGCAAGGUAUCCCGGACUUGAUAUAAGACCUUACAUGCAGGCUCUCAAACUUUAGAUAUUUUUGGAUUAAAUCUUCAAAGUUUUGAUUUUUCAUGACAAAGGUUGUUUGAUGAUUUAUAUACAGAGAACGUGAAUUGAAGAUCAUUGACGAUUACUUAAAUUGAUUGACAUUAGUAUAAAUGAACUCUAAAAACUAUGACUUAUAUUAUUUCAAUCUUUCCUGAUACUGAUAAUUCUGAAA